AUGGACUGGAACAGUUCGCCCAAUAUCUACUAUGACCUAUAUGAUCACUAUGAGUAUGGUGGAUAUGAGGCAAUGGACAUUGAUCCAGUUGCUAGCUAUUCUUCGCGAGAACUUACUAACCUCUUGUUAGCAAUGCCUAGCAAGGUUAGAACUUACUGGCCUCUUGCUAGCAUCGCCUGGCAAGAUGGCUUGAAGGUGAUCAAAUCGGUGAGCUCUUCAAAGAAGACUGUGAAGAAGCACCAAUGCGUCGCCGUCCAUCGCAUAAAUCAUCUGCGUCGUUCGUUCGCCCGCCAUCUCUUGACUCCUCUCGUUUGGCCCCCAUCUCCCGACCUCCCUCGCUACUCUCUCCCGUCACGGCGCAUCCGCCGGCUGCGAUGCCUCUCGGCCGAGGAACGGCAGUGGGAGACGGAGACGGAGGCGCUCAUCGUGCUAUCUCUCGGGUUCCCCAUCGACGAGCUUCGGCCAGAGGAGCGGCCCCUCCUCCCGGCCCCCAUCGCCGACGCGCCCAACGACUACAUUGUCGUUCGCAAUCACAUCCUCGCCUCCUGGCGCGCCGACCCGAGCGCGCCGCUCCCCCGCGUGCGCGUGCUCGAGACCGUGGCCGCCACCUACGACCACCUCGUCGCCGCGGCCCACGGGCUCCUCGUCCGCGAGGGCCACAUCAACUUCGGCGUGUCCGCCGCCUUCCCCACCGCCCCGCCCCUGGACACCCCGCCUCAGGGCGCUGCAACAGCCUUCGUCCUCGUCGGCGGCACGGGUCGCGCCGGGAUCCCUGCCGCGCGCCAGCUCCUCCGCUUCGGCCUCCGCGUGCUUGUCUUCGAGGGUCGUUCGCACCCCGGCGGCCGCGUCUACACAUCCCGCCUCGGCGAGGACAAGGCCGUCGUCGAGCUCGGCGACAGCGUCAUCACCGGCAUCCACGCCAACCCGCUGGGUGUUUUGUUGUGCCCUUGGGCAUGUCUUAUCAUGGCAAUUGGAUUAUCUGCACUAAUUCUAGGCUUAUGGCCCAUGCAUCUGAUUUGGACAUACUACUGCAUUAUCAGAACUAAGCUGGUGGGACCUGUAGUAAAGCUUCUGCUUCUUAUUGUUGCUACUGCAAUCUUGAUCCUAUGGUUGAUAGUUGGCAUCCCAGGAAGCGUCCUUUCUGGAUUAGUAUAUGGUUUUCUAGCGCCCAUAAUGGCCACAUUCAGUGCAAUUGGAGAAAGCAAAGAAAAGCUGUUUGUUCAUUGUUUUGUGGAUAGAACAUGGAGUACUAUCACUGGAAGUUGUACUGUAGUCACGGAUGUGAAAGACUUGCUUUUCCACUCCUAUUUUUCAAUUAUGGAUGACAUUCGUCUUCAGAAACCUCCUGAUGGGAAGCCGUAUGAGAUAAGGAUAGAACUCUGAUCGUACUUGACUCAAAUCCUAUUCCACAUUGAUGUAAAGAUAUGCCAUACAAGCAGUACACACCUAAAAUAAUUCAUAUUUCCAAGUACUAUAUGUUUGCCAUGAGAGUAGCACGCCCUGGCUGGAACGACGAUGUUUAUAGAUGGCAACAUAUACUCCACACUGGUACUCUAAUGAAUAUAUAUGGGUAACUUGCUUUGAACGUCACUAUAAACAAUAAGUAAUAAGUAUGUUUAUCUAACACAAUUUACAA
This is a messenger RNA of Phragmites australis (common reed), 1636 nucleotides long. RefSeq lists its product as uncharacterized. Gene Ontology annotation, molecular function: oxidoreductase activity; protein binding. The transcript is spliced from 8 exons. Lineage: Eukaryota; Viridiplantae; Streptophyta; Magnoliopsida; Poales; Poaceae. Bases 1 to 1383 code for a protein of 460 amino acids. The record is from RefSeq and is a predicted model, not a curated record.